AAGACAAAAAGAGAAAAAGAAAAAUUUCAGGCCAGGGACCUGGAGAGUGAAAAAAAAAAAUUGUUUCUGUUUUCCUAGAAAAUUCCCAAAAAGUGUGUGUAGAAAAGUGGGUAAUUAUGAGCCUUCUAGGGAGCAGGAGGACUGUGACUCGUGCUAAUGGUGAGAAGCAGUGCCGUGGGAUAGGUGUUUCCAUACCUGAAAAUGAGGGGCUGACUGAACACGGGCAGACUGGUACUUUGAGUGGAACUUGAAAGUAAUUAAUGGCAGAGCUCAGAGUUUCCUCCUUCUGGCUUGAAUGAGGUGUGUGAAAUGUGUCCUUCUCUUGCUUUUCCUGUGCCUUCCCUACCAGCUCCUUGGCCUUGGGAGGUGUUCCCCAGGAUGUACCUAAACUCAGUGUUCACACCACACCUGUUUUUCUACUUUACCUCUCCUCCUCAAAGAUGCAAGUUCUGUGGUUUAAACUUAGCAAAAACCAAAAAAGAAACUAAAAACAGUACAUUUACGGAUACUAUAAUGCAACCCUUUACUCCUAUCCCUUUGUUUUCUAUGCAUUUAGGAGGGUGGAGAUUUCAUAUAUAUAUCUAUAUAUCUAUAUCUAUAUCUAUAUAUGUUCUCAUAAAACUAGUAUGGUAGAAAAAAACAGAUUUUUUUAGUUGAGAGACUUGGAUUCAAAUUCUGACUUCAUUUUUUAUUAGCUUACAUAAUCAGAUACCUUUGGCUCUUCAGUCUCCUCUGUAAAGUAGGGGUUACACGAAUCCUACCCACAGGGCUGUUGAGAGGACUAACUGAAAUAAUGUGAAAGAAUCCCACAGAAGGCUUAACAUUUAAUUAAGAAAAUAAAUGUGGUUUUGAAUCUUGAGUGGCCCAAAUAAUUAUUGUAGAACGCAAGUUUAUAUGGGUUAAAGUCUGAAAGCAAAAGCAUAAAUAAAUUUUCUUAAUAAAAAUGGAAAUGUUUUAAUUUUCUUUUUUCCCCCUCUGUGCCUGAAGGAAAAUCAGUUUGACUGCUUUCCUAUUCCGGGCUCCUACAGGGCUGGAGUGAAGAAUGCAGACCUACCAUGGUGCAGAAAUACAUAAUCACACACAGCAACAUGGUUUGGAGUUUGUUUUGGUUGUUGAGGUGACACUGGCUCCUGGGAGACAGGAAAGAGUGAUGCUUCAUCGCUGCCAAACUAAAAACACAACCCACCUGCCAGGGCCGAUGACUCUUUGGUGGUGGGUCCAAAGCUCUCUUUCCUGGAUGGGGCAUUCUGUGGUUAGUGUACAGUGGUUGCUGUAGCAACCCCAUUGUUGUACUCUGCCUAACAGAAAGGUGGUAUGAUUUCAUUGAUUUCGUUCACUAAAGGGAAAAGCAGAGUUACUUGGGUUUUGUUUAAAGAGGAAUUUUAAAACUGGAACUGAAAUUUUCUACCAAAGCAAGUCUCAACUUGGAUGAAACUAUGAAACCAGACAGUUCUAGCAUUUGAAGCAGCAGAGUUACAGAACGACAGCCAUGGAUGACGUUUACAAGGUCACUUCCACAGAGAGGACCCAGCUGCUGGAGAGGGAGCUGGCUGUGCGGUUGAGCGAGCUGAAGUCGGAGAUAGAAGAACAGGGCAUCCUUCAGGGAACAGCUCAUCGAGUGCACAGCUCUAUUCACAUACCAAAGGACAUUUCUUACUUUAGAAGAGAAAGGGAGCUGGCAUUGAAGAGAACCUUACAGGUGGCGGAGUCGAAGCCCCUUGUUAUUCAGGCAGAUGUCCUGCAGAGGGAGCUAGAGAGCUGCCUGAGAAGAGAGUACACGCCUGAAAAUUUGCCUUUGCUUCUGUUGCAGUACUACACAGAGAGAAUUACCCAGCUGGUCCAGAGUAAAUAUUUACACAUGCUCAGGUGGAAGAGGUUUUGCCGGCACAGUGCGACCAUGGAGCAGCUUUAUCCUCUUUAUAAGAAACAAGUUACCUACAUCAUGCAAGAGUAUAACGAUGCUGUUCAGCGCGCUGAAAGGUUGUCAGCUGCUCGAGAAAACUUCCUCAUGGGAAGAAACAAUCCUCCUAACCUGGUGACACAAGAAGACCUGACUAUUUACACAAAGUGGCUAGUGUGUCACCUGCACUCCCUCAGGACCGUGCAUCACUAUCUGCGGGCGCUCCAGUAUUUGCCAAUCUCCAAAGUGCUGAAUCUAGACAACCCCCAAGCCCCUGAGGCUGGUCAGAAAAAAGAAAAGGUCUGCGUCAGUGACCUUGACCCUGACAUCCAGGAUUCCGCCUCUCCUGGCUCUAUGGACACCAGCAUUUCAGGGCCAGUGGGCACGGAUUCUGCUUCCAUCCUUCCCAAACACCUAACAGAAGCGGAAGACCUGAAACCUCAGCUGAAGCACUUACUUUCCCACUUCCAAAUCCUGUACGACGUGCAGGAGCUAAGGGGCUCUGCGAAGGAAAUGGAACUUUUUUCACUGGUUUCCCCAAGCUUUCAAAGCAUCUUCGUGGAGCAGCAGCAAAUGCAAACGUUUCUGGACUAUGAAGCCGGGGCCACUAAAGCAGAGAAUUUGGGUUUGUCUGGACCUGCUAGGACCUUGAAAAAGCGAGCCAACUGGAUUCCUUUUAUAAAGAUCAAACCAAAAUGUGAUCCUUGGCAAAAGAAGAUGUUGACCAAACUCAAAGAACGGAAAAGAACAGAUGCAUUAAUGCAACUCCAAGCGAAGUUUUUGAAGAUUUCUGACCCCAAGCGAGUAAUGCAAGCGCUCCAGGAUCAUGCCGCGAAGACAAACACACCGAACCCCCAUCGUCCACCUUUCAUGACUCCCGGAGGUUUGCAUCCUUGUGAUUAUGACAAAAUCUGGGAGAAUAUUUAUAGCAACAUCAACCUCUACCAGGAUACUGACUUUUCAAUGGAACAAAACGAAAAUGAUCUACCACCAGGUUUCAGCCAAGUCUCAGCAACUGACGUGCCGGUCAAACAGAGAAAAGACACAGGGUACAACUUCGAGGUAGCACUACAACUCCUGGGCUUGGAUGACGGGCCUGGGCCCAGCGACAAGAACCCUGCCUUGAUGAGGGGGGCCUACCUGUCCUUUCUGUGUCUGCGGCACCUGCGAAUCUGCGAGCUCCGGCGCAUCUGCUUAGGAAUUCUGAACUACUUCAGAUCUGUUGAGCGAACUUUGACUAUCAAUACUUCAGGCCUUACCUUGGUUUCUGGGGAGCUGGUCCCCACAGCGGAAGACAGCUCUUGGACAAAUAUUGCAGAAGGAGGCGUGGGCACCUUGCAAGGCCUGGGAGCGCACCACUAUGUCCACGGGACGCCUGCUGAGCACAAGGUCCAUAGUGUCCAGUUCAUGGAGUUCUCAGAAGCGGAGAACCAGGAUGAUUACUACAGCACAGGAGCUGGCUGUAUCCACACCCAGGACCAGCAAGGGGCAUAUGUCAUGUAUGACGAAGCCUUGAACGAUCUGAAGGAACUAGAAGCAGAGCUUCUGCUUGUGGGCAGCUAUUACAUUGAGAAAGAAAAGGGGCACAAAGAGCGCAGCGUGCCGAGGAGUAACCAGGCCUGGGGAUGGACCCAUGCUGAUGUGGACAGGUUUGCUGUGCUGUAUGACCUGUGGACUUGGGAAGCAACUCUUCUAGAAAACAAACACCAGCUUCUAGACUGUUACUUGGAAGCCUACCAGCACACGCUGGACCCUGAGGAGAGGUUUGCCCUGGCACAAGUGAUGACUGACAUUAUGCAUCAGCGCCCCAAAUUCAAUCCGGGCCACCCUUACUUCAUUAAGGCCUACCAAGAUGAAUGCACCUGCCUGAGGCUUCACCUGCAGCUAGUGAGGAGCAUCCUCAGCCAUCACAUAGAGAGUCAGACAGAAUACGUCCAGAGGCUUUGGUGGGAAGAUCAUCCGGGAGAUCGGAGUACAUUUGGAAUACCCCUUAACGUCAUCUGUAAGCAACCUAAUUCUAUCAGUAACAUCUGCCCAGGUCUGAGAAACAUUCAUCUGCUGGAGUUUCACCCUUCUCUCGGCCUGGCAGGGCUCAUCCCCAGGGCCAUAGAGCACCUGCAGAGAGAGGCCCGCCACACCCACCGGCCCACGUCUCCCAGCGGCCUUGCCCUGCUGGAGCGACGCGUCCUGCAGCUGGCCCUGGACCUGUGGCUCUCCCCGACCAAGCCCGAGACCUGCUACAGCGCUCGUCUCCAGAGAGAGUUAUUUUCACAGAACGUGGUGGGAGACCCCUUCCUUGUGGAGGAGAUAGGCUUGCUUGCACUCAAGGCUGCCACGGAUGAAGGGCAGAAACAAGGCUACCACUCUCCUGUGCUGCUCCUGGACACGUUUUCCAGGCUUCUGGAGCUGCUGACCCUCCGCCACCGGCUGAUAGAAACGAGUGUGGAGAGUGCACACCUAGCUCGCCUCUAUAAGGAACUGGCGCGGGAGACGGGUUUUGAAGAGUUCCACUUGUAUCUGAGACCGGUUCACUUUGAAUUUGCAUCACUUGACGACAAGGUGGACCAGUCAGCUCCUGUCUUUAUCACUUCCCUGCUGGAGGAGCGUGGUCAAGUAGACAGAUAUUCUCCCGCUACUCUUGUCUUAGCCAUCUCUGAGGUGGAUGAUAACCAAAUUGGCAAAUAUAGUUUUUAUACGAAAGAAGCCAUCCUUAAGCUCUUGUCUCACUCAGGAGUGGAAAACAUGCAAGUGAUUCUCGCAUGCCAGGCUGCUCAGAGAAAUGCUUUGCUGGUGGCUCUUCAGCAGGCAGCCUCCUACCACACCCCGCGAGCAGGCUGUCCUGACGUCAAGGAAAUAAGUUCAAAUCUGAGAAAUCAAGAUGUAGUGAGCCCAGCCAGAAGAAGUUCCAGAACUGUAAAGGGCACGGGAGCCUCAGAUUCUUCAGAGAGAUUUCAGACGACCAGAAGGUACUGUGCCCAGUGGGAGGAUUGUUUAAAAACAAAAGUCCCUUCUUAAGUCAGCAACAGUGCUAGGACAUCGAAGGAACCUAGCUCUCAGAGUUACUAGUGUGUGCUUUAUGUUGUGUGUGUGCUUUAUUUUGUUAAGACCACACGUGAAGAUAAUGUUUAACAUUGGGAAGGCUCAACUUCUUCCCGUACUUAAGUCUGUGAAGGAGAAUCCACUUUUCCUAAUUUCAGCCUCUUCCCCCUUUUUCUCUCCUCU
Molecule: messenger RNA, 5122 nt
Organism: Chinchilla lanigera (long-tailed chinchilla)
Lineage: Eukaryota; Metazoa; Chordata; Mammalia; Rodentia; Chinchillidae
Gene: Ccdc162
Exons: 24
Coding region: 1490-4915 (1141 amino acids)
Source: RefSeq, a predicted model, not a curated record